Messenger RNA from Esox lucius (northern pike), 1805 nucleotides. It is a transcript of the gene apex1, whose product is annotated as APEX nuclease (multifunctional DNA repair enzyme) 1. Gene Ontology annotation, molecular function: DNA binding; phosphoric diester hydrolase activity; double-stranded DNA 3'-5' DNA exonuclease activity. The coding region runs from base 168 to 1106 and encodes 312 amino acids. The record is from RefSeq and is a predicted model, not a curated record. Lineage: Eukaryota; Metazoa; Chordata; Actinopteri; Esociformes; Esocidae. Gene Ontology annotation, cellular component: nucleus. The transcript has 5 exons. Gene Ontology annotation, biological process: base-excision repair.
CCAAAAUCCACUACUUGUGCUUUGUUGUGGAUGAGUGAUUACGAAGGUGACACAGAGGCAUCCCUUUGUUUUGAAAAGGAAGAAACUAACAAACGGCUGCGAGUGUGUAUUUGUGCGUGCGUGUUGUGUGUCUUUUGGUUGUGCGUCCAAUAAGAACGAGUGUAAGCAUGUCGAAAAGAGGGAAAAAGAAUGUGGAAGAGAACGGAGAUGGGGACCAAGACAACGGCACAGCACCUGCUGCUAAGAAAGGAAAGAAGGGGAAGGAACCAGAAGCGCCAAUUCUGUACAACGACCCUCCUGAUAAGAUGACAAGCACCGAUGGACGCGCUGCUAACAUGAAGAUCACCUCCUGGAACGUGGACGGGCUCAGAGCCUGGGUCAAAAAGAAGGGCCUAGAUUGGGUGCGCAGCGAGGGCCCUGAUGUGCUGUGCCUGCAGGAGACCAAGUGCGCUGAGAAGUCCCUUCCCGACGAGAUCACCUCCAUGCCCGAGUUCCCCCACAAGUACUGGGCUGGCUCAGAUGAGAAGGAGGGCUAUAGCGGGGUGGCCAUGCUGUGCAAGACGGAGCCCCUCAAAGUCACCUAUGGCAUUGGUAAGGAGGAACAUGAUAAGGAGGGCCGCGUCAUCACCGCAGAGUUCCCCACCUUCUUCCUGGUCACCGCCUACGUGCCCAACUCUGGUCGAGGCCUGGUGCGCCUCGACUACCGCAAGACCUGGGACGUGGACUUCCGGGCCUACUUGACCGACCUGGACAAGCGCAAGCCCCUGGUGUUGUGCGGCGAUCUGAACGUGGCCCACGAGGAGAUCGACCUGAAAAACGCCAAAGGCAACAAGAAGAACGCGGGCUUCACAGCGGAGGAGCGCGAGGGCUUUGGCCAGCUGUUGGCUGCGGGCUUCUCUGAUAGCUUCCGUGAGCUGUACCCUGAGCAGGCCAACGCGUACACCUUCUGGACCUACAUGAUGAACUCCCGUUCCAAGAACGUGGGCUGGCGACUGGACUACUUCUUGCUGUCCUCCGCUCUGCUGCCAGGCCUUUGCGAUAGCAAGAUCAGGAACCAAGCUAUGGGCAGUGACCAUUGUCCCAUAACUCUGCAUUUGGUCGUGUAGCGUAAGCCGGGCUUCCCGUGUGCUUGAGAAAUUGUUCCAGAGGUCAGUAGUUAUUUGCGGGGGCUCUCCUUGCACCGCUUUUCUCCUGUUAGACGUGACCUGGGUGUUGUUCACCCUUUACUAUUGUUGUUCAGAUCGAGUCUUGGCAUUCCUAACUACUGAAACCAGUCUGUAUGCCGGUGUGCACCCUACAUGAAUCAUACAUCAGAACCAGGAAACACAUUCAUGAUUUUUGGAUUCUAAGAAGGAAUUUACUAUUUAAUAUCAAUCUUAAAUUGUAUAAACCAGUCAACAUCGUGGCGUCACCCCCCCCGAAGCAAUUGUUCAGCACCACGUCCUUUACUUUCCCACCCAAUCAAAUUAUACACUGUUAACAUAGUCUAGCAAUGACAGUAUCAUCCCUGGCUGUCCUCUUCGAGACACACUGUUCUUCAAACAUGAGAAACUGAUGUUGGUGCUAAAUUACUCGUCAUUGAAACAUUUCUCCUUUGAAGUGAUUGUUAUAAAUCGUAUUAAUUGUCGUGGUCCCAAAUUAGCAUGCAGAGAGAAACGGCACGAGACCAAUUUUAUUGCCAGCCCUUACUGCCAACUUCUGGAGUGGUGUUUCUUUGACACGCUUGUUGUUUUGUAAAACAAAAAUUGCUUUCAAAAGUAAAGGUAAAUGACUCCAUGCUUCUUAAUAAAGUUUAGUUUUAAGUA